CUGAUUAUAUAGAAUCCAGUUGUAAACAAACAUGGCAGCUCCCUUGUCAAUCCACGAUUUCGAUGUGCUUGAACCAACUUAUUGUAGAUUACAACACAAUUUUACUGAAAACGAUAAAUUGAAAAGCUUGAUCAGAGACAUAAGUGCAUUCAUUCCAAGUCAGCGGCAACAUGAAAAAAUUUUGUCUGAUUUUGACAUUUUAAAUAUUCUCCUGUAUAGAAGAGGUGGGCAGCUGAGGAGGUUAAAGUGUUUUCAGUUGCUGAAGAGGGUUCAGACAUGCUUGAAAAGAUUUCACAAGUUUGAAAAACUUUACCAGCUUCUCUUAGCCCUCAACAAAGAUCUCAAAAGUGCUGAUGCAGGAUAUGAGUCAGGAAGCAAGAAUGUCUAUCUUCCAUCCCACCAGAGUUGGUCCUACGUCCUCUACAUUCAGUCAGUGUAUGUACAGCUGUUGAAAACAACUGGCACAUAUUGUGUACUUGCCUUUACAGAUUUGAGUCAGUUGUUAGUCUUUGGAUGGUUUGUCCCUACUGUGAUUGUGUUCAUGGGCAUUAUUGCAAGAAUCUGGCUCCUUUGUCAAACUUUAACUGAGAAGGUGGUCUCAAGCUACAACAAAAUCUACCUUUGCAGAGAAAUGUUUGAGCCGUCUGCUUCAGGCUGGUCAGAGCCAUCGUUAGCUCCCUUGCUAUGUUCUACCUCAAAAGUACAACCAAAACUAGUGGAACAAUUAACUGAAGCUAGUCAACAGGUGAAUGAGAUAGACAGAGAGAUGGAGGGAUGUGAAACUACAAGGGGAGAUGUGAUGUCACAUGUUCAAGAGGAAGAUAUUGGAGAACCUGUGGCAGUGAAGAGAAAAUCAAAAAGUCAAGAGAGACCAAAUAAAAGACUCAAACUUGAUGAACAGAAACUAAGAAAAAAUUUCCCACAAACUAACAGAGAAAUAUGUGUGCCAGGUGUCAAAAUGGAGUCAGUAGAGGCAACAGAGUCAGUAGUGGUCAAGACAACUAAAGACAAAACUUCUUUAAAAAAAAAGAAGAAAAAAAAGAAAUGUGUUGAGAAAGAAUCCGAUCUUGAUGCUAUGGAAAGAUGCUCAGCAGAAACUGAUCUUAAAAGUUUAACUAAGAGAAAAAAAAAGAAGAAAAAGAAAUUACCAAAACUAAGCUGAUGGUUUUGGAAACUGGUGUUUAAUGUUUUGAUUAAAUAUGUCACUAAAAGUAGGG
Biomphalaria glabrata is the source of this 1217-nucleotide messenger RNA. RefSeq lists its product as uncharacterized. Gene Ontology annotation, cellular component: nucleus. Bases 32 to 1162 code for a protein of 376 amino acids. Lineage: Eukaryota; Metazoa; Mollusca; Gastropoda; Planorbidae. The record is from RefSeq and is a predicted model, not a curated record. The transcript is spliced from 8 exons. Gene Ontology annotation, biological process: positive regulation of Notch signaling pathway.